AGAAAAAAUAUUUAAGGGAUUCCCUGUUUUCUGCAAGAAUUUAUCUCUUUUAACACUGCGGAGGUCAGGCAGGUGGUGGUGGUAAGGAAAUGGAAGUAAUGGAAACAACUCAGUUAUUUCCACUCAAGCCUGCCCGGGAGGCAAUUCUCACCCCAGCCGCCCUCCCCAUUCAUUCCCACAGAGCUGGAGAUGGCUUCUCUUUUUGCCAGGAAACCAAGAGGCUCCUCCCCCAAAAUAGCCAGGAGGGAGGAGAUUAGUGAUGGUUUUUUCCAUUCAAGCAUCAUUCUUUGGAUCUCACGUCAAUGGGUUCAAGGUGGGGUGAGCAGGGUCACCUGCCUACUUGAAUCUUUCCUUACUCACCUUCAAGCGACCUCCGUACCACUCCCUAGUCCCUUGUCAUCUGGCUUGGACCAUCAGGAAGUGUGUAAGAGAUGGUGUCUGUGUAUGUGAGACAGCAUCCAUGUGGGCAUGUCUGCUAACAUGAGUAACCUCUGUGGGAAAGCAUCUCUUUGUGUGUUUCUGUCUGCAGUUCCCUCUUGCAGAAAGGGUGCCUGUCUCCGCAGUGUCCUUGGACCUGCAUGUGGUAUUUCAUUCAGGUCUGGUAUGCAUGGAUGAGCAGGAGCGGUGUGAACUGGUUAUGAGAGUUCAGGAGUGACUAAAGUCUUCUCUUACCUGUCUUAGCAGCCAUCCUGCAUCUAAUGGCCUAUGUCUCUGUUGCUGGUUUUUGAAAAAAGGCCUUCAUUCUGUCUCCCUAACUCACAACCCUCCAACCAUCUCUGCCCAAGAAGCAGUUGGGGGUGAUUACCCACAGCCGGUUACUGCCAACAGAUCUGUGCUCGCCAGGCUCAUGGGCAGGAGGCGCAUCCAAGUACUGAGGCAGGAUUCUCCCAGAUCUGUUAUUUGGGAUCCUAGACUCCCUGCCGCACUGCGGCUUCUCUGCAGACUCUAACUCCUUUCGCCAAGCAAUGAGGUUGGAGAUGAGCCUCUAACAACCUUUUCUUUCGUCUAAGAGUACAGAAAGGUGUAAAAUGAAAGAAGAGGGUGUUUCAACCUGGUGGUACAAGAGGACAAAGGCUAGAAAAGUGGGAAAACCAGGGGAGGGUGAAGAGAGGGUGUGAAUGGGCUCUACCAGCUGCAAGGCACCCUGCUCUUUGUCUCUCUCUCUCUCUCUCUCUUUUCACUCUCUCUUCAUCUGUCUCUCUGUCUCUGCAUCUCUAUCUCUCUCUCUGUCUCUACCCCUCAGUUUCUGCCUGUCUCGGUCUCUUUCUUUCUCUCUUUUUCUAUGUCUCUGUCUGUCUCUGCCUGUCUAUGCCUGUCUCUGUCUCUGGGUCUUUUAUACACACACACAGCAUGUGCUUUUACCCAUCCUUACCCUAUGCUCCUCCCCAUCUUUAUUUUCUGGCAGACCCAUGCUUCAUGCAGAGCAGCAUGUUCAUGCCCACGACUUGAGAAUCCUGGCCGGCUCAUCUGUUCUGGGCCUCAUCCUAUGCAAACCACUCUUGUUACAGAAAGGCCACAUAGAAUAGUGGGAAGAUAUCAUAUUUAAAAGUAAAAGUUAAUCAAGAGUCCUUUUCUGCCCCUUAGUAUUUGGGUGAUUUUGAGUGAGAGAGUCAUUUUUUCUGUGAGCCUCAGUUUCCUCAUGAAUGUAAUAGAUAUGAGAACACUAUGAUUUUGCAGUCCUGGUUUCUACGUGGAUCUAAUGGUGUAAUGGAUAUGAAUGUACAUUGCAAGCUGUUAAGUCAUUUCUGUUGCUAAAUACAGAAUGACCCACUGUGGUCAUCUUGGAAGCCUCGGCCAUCCCUGCUGGCUGUGCUCCAUUCUUGUGCCUCGCCAUGGAACGCUCUAGUGAGCCGGAAUGAAGGUCAGGCCCAUGGCUGUGAUGUCACAGAACAUGUGAAGUCAGAGGUCCUAUGGAAGGUAAGGGGAGAAAAUGCCCCUGGAAAGGGUUAAGGGCCAGGACAGGAAUGGGGCAGGAGGUGCACGGAUCCUGCUGGGCACUGGGAGCAGGGGGCGGCCAAAGGCAGCGGGUGGGCAGGUCCAUGCCUCCCCUGGCCCCCCAGCUCUGCAGGGCAGUGUUCCUGGUUCCUAUCUUGCUGCUGCUGCAGGUGAAGCCUCUGAACGGGAGCCCAGGCCCCAAAGAUGGGAGCCAGACAGAGAAAAUGCCCUCUGCAGACCAGAAUCAAGAACAGUUCGAAGAGCACUUUGUGGCCUCCUCAGUGGGUGAGAUGUGGCAGGUGGUGGACAUGGCCCAGCAGGAAGAAGACCAGUCAUCCAAGACGGCAGCUGUUCACAAGCACUCUUUCCACCUCAGCUUCUGCUUUAGUCUGGCCAGUGUCAUGGUUUUCUCAGGAGGGCCAUUGAGGCGGACAUUCCCAAAUAUCCAACUCUGCUUCAUGCUCACUCACUGACCCUCCCUCCCUCAUGGGCUCCAGGUCACAACUCCCAAAGGAGAUGCAGGCAUGGCUCUCUGCCUCUGAUCACCAUCACUGUAUCUCAAGGUUCAGCAGCAGAGAUACCAGUUGCCAUCAGUGCUAACUGACUGCCUCUCCAGGUUCGGAGUUUCAUCUCCCAGGGCCAGAGACAGCAGACCCACAUCCUUCUCUCCCACACCUCUCCUGGUUUUGUUCAGGACAGCAGAUUAGAGGCAGGAGGCAAUGACAAUAAAAUAACGAUAAAAUCCUGAGAACAA
Messenger RNA from Pan troglodytes (chimpanzee), 2689 nucleotides. It is a transcript of the gene SOFU1, whose product is annotated as LLLL and CFNLAS motif containing 1. The transcript is spliced from 2 exons. The coding region runs from base 1911 to 2408 and encodes 165 amino acids. The record is from RefSeq and is a predicted model, not a curated record. Gene Ontology annotation, biological process: fusion of sperm to egg plasma membrane involved in single fertilization. NCBI's taxonomy places the organism in Eukaryota, Metazoa, Chordata, Mammalia, Primates, Hominidae.